AUGGCAUCGGAGAGUGGUAGAGAAGACUCCGGAAGUGAUGACGAGGAGAUAAUUACAGUUAGUGGAAUGCUGGAGGAAAACUAUGUGUCCAAUCUAUUGCCUAUGUCCGUCAUCAGAAAUGCAAAAUGGCUACAGCCAUCUCUCAAACUGAGACGUUUAGAUGAACGGACGCCUAUCAAUAAAGUAGAUGAUGAGUGUAUCGAUGAUGACGUUGAUGGGUUCGAGGAGGACGUGGAGGACGAGGACGAUGAAAGGACACCUCCCGAUGACGAUGAAGACGAGGACAAGGAUAAGGAGGACGUGGAGGACGAGGACGAUGAAUUGACACAUGAUGACGAUGAAGACGAGGAGGACAAGGAUAAGGAGGAC
This is a messenger RNA of Mizuhopecten yessoensis (Yesso scallop), 369 nucleotides long. RefSeq names its product phosphopantothenoylcysteine decarboxylase subunit VHS3-like. NCBI's taxonomy places the organism in Eukaryota, Metazoa, Mollusca, Bivalvia, Pectinida, Pectinidae. The annotation marks the transcript as partial. The record is from RefSeq and is a predicted model, not a curated record. The transcript has 2 exons.